GAGCUCGAGCUCUGCCAAUGAAGCCUCAUUUGGCGGCGCCUCCUCGCGCAGACCGUAUUGUUCUGGCACCGGGUCCCGCGACGAGGACCUCUGACAACAAAAGAGAUCACCUGACAACCAUGAGAUCCUCAGCUGUAAGAACCUGAAACAAUUUGAAUCCAAAAGAAAAAAGCAGCAAUGGAGGACCUAUAUAAGGACAGCCAGACUAAUUUGCCCUUGGACAUGUCAAGUCCCCCCAGUGCAGUGACCAGUACUGAUGGAGGAGAUGGGAAUGGAAAAUCAGAAAAUGGAACAGUUCAGCUGAUUACAUCAGAAGCCUGGAAUAUGAAGAAGAAGCCGCUCUCUCCUGUGAUGACUGUCCCAGCAAGCUCUGUGGUGAGCCCCUCUACAGAGUCUCCAGGAGGUAUGGCGCUCAAAGUGGCUGCCACUGUUUUACAACCCAUCUGCUUGGGGGACAGUCCAGUGGUGCUGCCCAUUCACCUGCAGAUGGCUGGCAGCGCUGCUCCACAGAUCAGUGCCGCAGGCAGCACACCAUACCUGAUGACCAGUCAGGGUCCGAUUUCACUGCCAUUGGUCCUCGAACAGCAGGUGUUCCAGCAUUUGAACUCCCCAGUGCUCCAGCAAGGUUCUGUAUGCCCUUCACUGUCUCUCCAGAACAACAUUUUGUGUCAGAACUCUUCCCUCUCCUUUAGCCAGGCUCCAACCGUGGACCAGAAACCAGGUGUGCAACCUCUAGAGCCUGGUAUUCUGCCCCUGCUUCAGAACCCAGGGUUUGCUGCAGUAUUGCAGGACCUGUUCCCCUCUCAGAGCAAUCUCAAUCAUUCCACAUGUCACACAGCAGCAUCUACUCCAGCAGAUAACUUCACUUCAACCAUCUUCCCUCCCUUGCCCUUCCCUCAUUCGUACAGCUCCUCACUGUCUCCGCUGGUCCCCCCAGCCACUCUGCUGGUUCCAUAUCCAGUCGUUGUCCCUCUGCCAGUGCCUCUACCUAUUCCCAUCCCAAUUCCCUUUCCCCUGAAUAGUGACUUAAAAGGGUUUACAGAUCCACCUAAGCCACCUUGCACUUUGGAUAAAAGCACUCAAACCUACACAAAAGAAAAUCCUAGUCCUCCCCCACAACAAAACAGGGAAGGGAUCACACAUAUUCCACAGGUGGAAUCACCAUGCUCUCCUUCAGAUAUUGUAGAAGUGCUGGAUCUCUCUAUAAAAAAUCCUCCAAUCCAGACAAAGCAGGAAGUCAUAUUUCAGAGUCAAGAUAACGUCCUUGACUUGUCAGUGGCCAGCGUGAGGACACCAUGCAUUCAACCACAUAGUAACAAGGAGCUAUUAGGAGAAAAAGCAAACCAUUCUGGCCAUAUCUGCGAGAACAAAACAGGCUCUGCCUUAUCCUUUGAGGUUUUUCGUCCCAUGGAGUGCACACAGAACCUGGAUUCUAAAAUACUGAAUGGCCUGGCCUCGCUGGAGUUCAGCCGACAACACAAGUGGGUGGUGGAUAGCGGUAGCAGUCGUUCGGGCUGUGAGUCCAAGUGCGGCAGCGGGAACAUUGAAAUAGUUAGGACCUCCCAGACAGCCAAAGUCAUUGUUUCUGUUAAGGAUGCUGUCCCCACCAUCUUCUGUGGAAAACUCAAGGGUCUCUCUGGCGUUUCCACUAAGAACUUCUCCAUCAAGCGAGAUGCCAACCAGGAAGCCAUGCUACAGCAGCAUUACAGCAUUAAAGCCCAGGUUGAACCACGAGACCCCAAUGAUUCCCUUAAAAAGGCUUCCAAAAGCAAACCAAUCAAAUUAAAGAAAAUGAACUCCCAAGAGAUACACAUCCUCCCCAUCAAAAAACAACGACUGUCUGCUUUUUUCCCUAGAAAAUAAAGAGUCCACAGGCAAGAGUGGCUUUUAUUGCAGUCUCAGGUGGACACAGGAACUCAGAUUACAUGAUACAACAUUUUUCAGAAUCUUUUUUCAUUUUUACACAAAACAAUCAGUAUCAAUCGGUCCUUGAUCCACUCCUACCUGAAUCCGAUAUUGAGAAGUAUGUGUAAGAUUCAUGUAUGUGGUAGACACUCAACCUCAAGGGAAUAAUAAAAAGAUAAAACUUAUAUUCCUUGAACAGGUCAUUGCAGUUAGAAUUUAUGUAUUUCACAGCAUUACUAUGUAUGCAGUUUCCACACAGUGAAAAAUUUAUAGAAAAAUAUUAAGAAUUUUAAUAUAAUCAAAUGACUGUGUAUACUACUUGAAAAUAGUACAACACUGGCCUUUAUUUCCUCCAAAAUUAAAUUAGAAUGUUAGAAUCAUCCCGAGACUAUAAAAGUUCUGUAUGCACACCAGAAAUACUUUGUUAUGCAACAUACUGGUAGAUCAUAUUGUAUGUAUUGGACUGAAGUCACUGAAUUUCACCUGAAGAAGUAUAAUCCUGCCAUCACAAGUAAAAAUGCUCAUCUUUGCUUUCUUGAAAAAGCCAAGAUAUUUUAAUGAUGAUGAAUAUUGUAGACUUAGCAUAAUGUCAGCAAAGCAUUUUUUCCACUCUAAAAUCAACAGCUUCUUAAACAUUGCCAUCUUAUUCCAGAUGUUUUCAACAAAUAAUCAAAUUUGACAGAAAAAGAUUAAGAUCAGCCUCUUUUAGGGUCUGUGGAAAAAAUAGGAACCUAAACAUAUGGUUCAUAGCAGAACUCAGAAAGGAACAAGGGUUUUCAAAAAUACAGACAAGUUGCUAUACACAAUUUAAGGAAAAACUCACUAUUUUCACUAUUCUCAGCUGAAAUAAGGUUUUACAGCUUGGAGAACUUCCUUUAUGAAAAUGAGAGAAAAAGGUAUAAAACUAAUUUAGAAAGGUACUUGAAGUGGCCUAAAAUCAUGUCUGCAGUUAACGUCUUCAUGGGAGCUUAACAUACUUACAAGGUAAAUUUAUGUAUUUAUUUAUGGUAGACUUUACUUCAUAAAGCAGUUUUACCUUUACUCUCCCUGAUUUAUGUGCAAGUGUUUUCAGGUUAAAGCUGAUACUUGACCAGUCUUGGACCUUUUAUUGGGAAAAAAAAAAAAGUUUCCCCUCUAGUAUUUUGUCAUUGUACCCUUUUAGCUGUAGUCUUAAGCUGUACCAUAAAGGUGUUUUGUAAAACUGCAAAGGAUGCGUGUAAAAACAUGACAACUGCAGGUUAGGCAAAUCUUAGUUUUACAAACGUGUUUGAGAAAGUUUUGGUUUCACAUUAUCAUUAAAGGUUUUGUUGUAUUUAUAUAACUGAUCAUUCAAUUUUAUAUUGUAACAAGUUAUUUUAUUGUACGGUGCAGUUGCAUGAGGGUCCUUUUUGAAUGGAAAAUAAACUGCUGAAGUGCAACAACAUGUACAUAUUUUCUGUAAUUCACAUAAAUUGUCUAGCAGAUUAACGGAAACCCCCAGAGCCGAAAAGUAACAAGACGUUAAACAUUGACAAUAGCAGGCAGUAAUGUGUCUCCAUUAAACCCAUGUUUAUGGGCCACACUGGGCUCUACCUCUCUGAUGUUGCAUCAGAUUAAGUUAGGGAAGUGUUGGGCACCCUGGGAUAAUGCUGUUCACAUGUUGCUUUUAAGAGAACAUAUUUAGUCUCACUGCAAAUGUACAUAUCUUUUUCAGUGCCAGCGGGGGGGGAAUAAAAAAAAUAAAAACACACACUCACUGAGGUUUUACAUCACAAUUAGCACUUUACCUUAAAUUAAGAGCGUCAACAGGUCUGACAUAGCAAACCAUACAGGAACUCCGCUACAAAUACUUGGCUGACACUUUUCCUCCAAAACAAUUUAAAGUUAUAAGCUAGAGAUUUAUCCAUUGAUGCAGCUGGAUAAUAUUUACUGGAGUAAUUCAGGGUAAGCGUCUUACUCUAGGGUGUUACAGCAAGAAGGGAAAUUUUAACGUGGGUCCUUUGACUGGAAGGCAGCAGCUCUACUUUUGCGACUAUGCUACCAUAGCGGUAGUCAAAUACCUACCUGAAACUUACCUUCAAUGCCUUGGCGCACACAUACUCUUACCCAGAAUGAUUCCCUGUCCCACUAAGCCCUGGAAAUUACUACAGCGGCAAGGGGGAGGCACAACUUCAAAUGCAAUCUUUAAAAUACCCAGUAUACUGCAUCCUAACUUAGGAAAGCAAUUGUAACCAGAAGUUUAAGUGUACUUGUUUAUAAUGCCAUUCACUUUCACAACAAAUGUCCCUCCACUUAACAGGGUGCGUCGAGUAAAGUCCCUUAAUACCUGCUUUUUCAGUGCAGGGUCACAGCCUCUCCUUAAGACAUAUAGCACAAGGGAGUAUACCCUUAACAUACCACCUGUACAUGGCAGUAUAUUAAACUCAAGACAAUAUUAAUAGUGCAGGGGGUGCAGUGGCGCAGCAGGUUUGGCCAGG
Messenger RNA from Scleropages formosus (Asian bonytongue), 4361 nucleotides. Its product is annotated as retinoic acid-induced protein 2-like. Bases 178 to 1863 code for a protein of 561 amino acids. NCBI's taxonomy places the organism in Eukaryota, Metazoa, Chordata, Actinopteri, Osteoglossiformes, Osteoglossidae. The transcript has 2 exons. Gene Ontology annotation, cellular component: nucleus. The record is from RefSeq and is a predicted model, not a curated record. Gene Ontology annotation, biological process: animal organ development.